This is a messenger RNA of Cynara cardunculus var. scolymus (artichoke), 942 nucleotides long. RefSeq lists its product as uncharacterized. The transcript is spliced from 3 exons. Lineage: Eukaryota; Viridiplantae; Streptophyta; Magnoliopsida; Asterales; Asteraceae. The record is from RefSeq and is a predicted model, not a curated record. The coding region runs from base 60 to 680 and encodes 206 amino acids.
UUCACCGUCAAAAACCAUCAUCUCCCCUCCAUGAUCGUUUCAAAUCCAAAGAAGCAAUCAUGAAUUUGAUGAAAUCGUUGGGUGCAUCCGCCGUGGUGAAUGUGACAACCGCCAGUUCCGCCACCGAUCUCUGUCAAUCUACACAAUCCAUCCCCUUUCUUUCACUGCCUCAGCAUUUGCCCAAACUAACCACCGCCAAUAUCAGCCGGAGAACAACCACCUUCGUCAAGGCAACCGUCGCUGACGUCAAAUUUUCCGAUCCUGUUGAACAGGAACAACGGGAGAACAAACGAUACCAUUUUUUGGUUGCGAAUGCGAAAUUUAUGCUCGAUGAAGAAGAACACUUUCAAGAGCAGUUGUUCGAGAGGGUUCGCCUUUUUAAGGAGCGUAAUAUGGAGCAGGAUUUUUGGCUCGUAAUCGAACCCAAGUUCUUAGAUCAAUUCCCUGAUAUCACCAAGAGACUUAAGAGACCCGCUGUUGCUCUUGUUUCCACCAAUGGUACUUGGAUCAAGUUCAUGAAAUUGAGAUUGGAUCGAGUUUUACCAGAAAGCUUUGAAGCCGAGAGUCUUGAAGAAGCAUUGGCAUCUAAUCCUGCUAAACUAGAGUUCGAGAACCCGAAUAAAUGGACGGCACCCUAUCCCAAAUACGAAUCUGGUUGGUGGGAGUCUUUUUUGCCUUGAAUCGCUAAGUAUGAGACAAUCGAGCCAACCUUAUGAACCAUUAACGACCAAAAUGGGCUCGGUUCAAGGAGUCACAGUUAACCUCAGUAAGGGUACUCUGGUUUCUCUAAUGUCGAAAGUUAGUCCUUAGAGAAUAUCUUCGAUCCUAAACCAUACCGUUAUAGAACGAUCAGAAUGGAGAUUGCGAGUUUGUUUAAACUCAUGUUGAGUUUCUUGAUUUUUAAUAUAAUUUCAUCGAAAACUUUGUUUUUAGGUUUGAUCA